Carcharodon carcharias (great white shark) is the source of this 3019-nucleotide messenger RNA. RefSeq names its product nuclear prelamin A recognition factor-like (gene ciao3). NCBI's taxonomy places the organism in Eukaryota, Metazoa, Chordata, Chondrichthyes, Lamniformes, Lamnidae. Gene Ontology annotation, molecular function: 4 iron, 4 sulfur cluster binding. Bases 98 to 1504 code for a protein of 468 amino acids. The transcript is spliced from 11 exons. Gene Ontology annotation, cellular component: cytosolic [4Fe-4S] assembly targeting complex. The record is from RefSeq and is a predicted model, not a curated record. Gene Ontology annotation, biological process: iron-sulfur cluster assembly.
AACAGCAGUGAGCAGCUGAUAGAGGAUAGGGUGGGGAAGUUGGGUUAUUAAGUUCACCUACUACACGGAAGGGUCUUUCCAAAGUACUUAUUUUGCCAUGAAGCUGGAGAGGUGUGCCAACUGCCUCAGUAGGGAAUGUGUGAAGCCAGUGAAAGUGGAAAAGAAGCCAGGGAAAAGCUCUGGUAUAAUCAGGAUUGAAGAUGAUGGUAGUUACACUCAGCUGAACCAGGAUGGAGGUAUCAAGAAACUUGAAAAAGCAAAAAUAACCUUGAAUGACUGCUUGGCCUGCAGUGGUUGCAUCACAUCAGCAGAAAGUGUAUUAAUCACACAACAAAGCCAUGAAGAACUGUACAAAGUUUUGAACCAAAGCAAAGUAUCUGGUUCUGCAAAUCAGAAGCUGGUGGUGGUGGUUUCAGUUUCACCACAAUCCAGGGCAUCAUUAGCUGCAAGAUUUAAGCUCCAAGUUACAGACACUGCACGACGGCUGACAGCAUUCUUCAAAAAUCUAGGUGUUCACUAUGUGUUAGACACAACCUUCUCGAGAAACUUCAGCUUGCUGGAGAGUCAGCAUGAGUUUGUGCAGCGUUACCACAGGCGCAAGGAUGAUAGCAAAGCCCUACCAAUGCUGGCCUCUGCUUGUCCAGGUUGGAUCUGUUAUGCAGAGAAAACCCAUGGCAGUUAUAUUAUUCCCUAUAUCAGCACAACAAAAUCUCCGCAGCAGGUGAUGGGCUCUUUAGUCAAGGACUACUUUGCAAAGCAACAGAAUAUGACACCAGAUCAAAUAUACCAUGUAACAGUGAUGCCGUGUUACGAUAAAAAACUAGAGGCUUCAAGGGAAGACUUCUUUAGUGAAGGAUACCAAACAAGAGAUGUGGACUGUGUAAUUACUUCAGGUGAAGUGUUGAAAAUGUUAGAACAGGAGGGACUUUCCUUGACAAACGUGGACCCUGUGCCAUUGGAUACUCUGUUCAGUAGUGUGGCUGAAGCUGAAGUGAUUGGGCAUUCUGGUGGAGGUUCGGGUGGAUAUCUGGAACAUGUUUUCAAGCAUGCUGCUAAGGAGCUCUUUGGAAUUGAAGUACAUGAAAUUACGUAUAAAAUACUCAGGAAUAAAGAUUUCCAGGAGGUAACAUUGGAACAGGAUGGGAGUGUUCUACUCCGCUUUGCACUAGCUUACGGAUUCAGAAAUAUUCAAAACCUUGUUCAAAAGUUGAAACGUGGAAAGUUGAUCUAUGAUUAUGUGGAAGUGAUGGCUUGUCCUUCAGGUUGUCUCAAUGGUGGUGGCCAAAUACGAACGGAGGGAUCCGAAUCCAGUAAGGAUUUGUUGCAGCAAGUUGAGGAACUGUACGCAAGUGUGAAGGUCCAGGCACCAGAAGCAAAUGAGUCCAUUAAGAAACUCUAUGAACAGUGGUUUGGAAGUACUGAUAGCAGCAAAACUUUGAAAAUGCUGCAUACACAGUACCAUGCUGUGGAGAAAAUGAAUAAUGCCCUGAAUAUUAAAUGGUAGCGAUAUUGAAAACAUCAAAGUCUGUACUGAAAACACAUGGUGGGCAUUAACAAGAUCCUGCUGUGGUACGUUUUUUGUGAAAGACACUGAUGAUUUUUUUGCAUUGGAAUCUUCAUGUUUUGAAGGCACAGGCUUACAAGUUACAAAUAGAUGUUCAGAUUGCAGCCAGAACUAAUUUUCUACCAGUCAUAAGUGGAAGGAAAAUGAGAAGUAUGCCUCGAUUGCUUGCUAUAAUCAGUAGCAUUGUCAAUCACUUAUUACAGGACAAUCAUAUGGGAAUAACUAUUACCCCUUCUGGUUCAACUUGUAACUUACAGGGAUAAGUUAAAAGGAGGAGGAAAUACUUCCAAAGUAUUCUGCCAUUGAAGUAAAUUGAACACAUUUUCCUGCAAAGACACUAGACUGAUUUUCCACUUCGUCUGGUGGGAACUGGCUGAUAACAUGAUAAAUUGUGGUGCAACACUUACUGCUUUGUUUCUAUGGUUUCUUUGGCUAAUGCUGUUUAGGUGGCAGCCUUGAAACCCUUGUCUCCAGAAACAGGCAGGAGUCUUAUUGGCCUAUGUAAAUGUCACUAGGACCCUGGUGCAAUUUUCAAGGAUACUGAAGACCACUUAAAAGGUUAGUCUAAGGUUUAAAAUUGAUUUUUGUUGGUCAGGUGAAGCAUUAGCGCUCCUGGCCACACAAAAGUGAAAUGCCUAACCUACAUGCAGUUUACCUCUGGGUGAGCUGCUCAUCACGAGCAACUUACUGACACACCACUAUCUGCUGCCCAAUGAAAUUGGUCACCUGAAAAUCAGUGGCAGGUUUUAUUUCCCUUCCCCUCUGAGACGUACAGGCAGAAAGUAGAGACAGUACCUACAGGGGAGCAGCUCAUAGGAAAUAAAGAUCUGCAUGCUCUCUGGUACUGGAUCACAGUCUGAAAGUGACCUUGCUGGAAAAAUUAAACACCACUACUUGGAAGUUUCCCAGCACCUAUCUUGGGAAUAAACGAGUGCCUUCUUUGGUCACAGUGGACAGCAAAUUCUUUAUAAUAAUAAAAUAGUAAAUAAUACUGGAAAGCAUUUCUUCAUGUUAAUCACUACUGAGUUUGUAAAUGACCAAGAUUCAGCAUAUAUGGUUAAGGCUGUUAACCUAUCCCAAAAUCAUUUCUAAUAAGUUCAGAUUCUCAACAAUAUUGGCUGCAGCCUUGGAUGAAAAGGAUGACUAUUGUUCUUGGAAUUUAUUUCCUGUUUUCACACUUCCCUGUGGAAUUACAUGAAUAAACUACCUUUUUAAUAAUACACUUGUUAAAGAGGCGAGAAAGGAAAAUAUUGCUCCAAAGAGAAAUUUAAAAUAAAAUGCAAACGUGUGAUUCUGUUACUGUUUUCUUUUACAAACUGCUGUAUAAUUUGAUUUGUAUACAAAGCCUGCUAAAGGUGAUAUGCAAUGUCGACAGUCAACAAUAUACGUUAUGUAAUUCUGUAAAUGGUAAAUGUAAUUAUUUUUCAACAUUCAAAAUAAAGUUUAAAACUUUAA